Rotaria sp. Silwood2 is the source of this 1140-nucleotide messenger RNA. NCBI's taxonomy places the organism in Eukaryota, Metazoa, Rotifera, Eurotatoria, Philodinida, Philodinidae. The record is from the annotation of a GenBank genome assembly.
AUGAUAGAGGGUAGUGAAGAGGUGAUACCAUUAAAUUUGAGUGUAUCUAACACUCGAAAAGAUAAUGAAAUUGAAAAAUAUUUCGAUUUGACAAAUAAUAUUAAAACGGUAACUCUAAUAAGUCCUUAUGGUAAUGUAGCAUUACAUGUUGCUACUUGUUAUGGAUCUAAUGAAAUUGUUCAAUUACUAAUAACAAAUAGUGCAUUAAAAUCACUCGGAAAUAUUUCAUAUCAAUUCUCAUAUUAUGAUGAAAUAAAAAAAUUAUAUCAACAACAUUCGAAUUUAUUUUCUUCUCAUGAAGAAAUUGAAGAUUAUGAUUAUAUUGAAUGGUCAUCAAUUGGUAGUAAUUUAAUAAAAAGACGUCAAGAGUUUCGUGCACAGAUUGAUUUAUACAAGACUUAUGAUAAUCAACAUCAUUUAAUAACAAAAUUAUUAAUUGAUAUAAUUCAAUAUUAUUUAAAUGAAUAUUUAGUUCAACAAGAACACUUUCCAACAAAUGAAACAAAAAAAAUAGAACUUUUAUUUAGACAAGCUAUUGAAGAACAAAAUUAUUUAAUAUAUUUUAUUAAAGCUUAUACAUCAACUAAUAAUUUUCAUCAUGUUCUUAAUAAACAUCUAGCAUUAUAUAUAUUAGAUUAUUUUGAUAUAUCUUCCUAUUCUUCUUCAGCAACACGAUAUCGUUUAAUUAAUUGUUUAGUACAUAUUGUUACAUUAUUAAUUAAUCAUCCAGAUCUACAUAAAUAUCAAUAUAAAGGUAUUACAUAUCGUGGUUUAUUAAUGAAGGAAAAUGAUUUAAAAGAUUAUAUUAUUGGAAAACAUGUAUUAAAUCGAUCAUUUGUAUCAACAUCAAAAAAUCGUAAAACUGCUCAAGUAUUUGCUGAUAAUAGUCAACAAACUUUAACUCAAGUAUCUGUUUUAUUAAAAUAUACAAUUAAAUUAAAUCAAACAGCUAUUGAUAUUGAAGACAUAUCAACGAUACAAGAUGAAGAAGAAGUGUUAGUAUUACCAUUUUCAGUAUUUAAAAUUAAAAAUAGAUUUGAAAAUCGUCCAGAAAUGUGUUCACCAAUGUUAAUUGAAAUUGAUUUAGAAGAAUGUGAAGAUAAUGAACAAAUAAAUCAUGAAAACAAGAACAGUGAGUAA